AGAGAACAUAGAAACACUUAUAUGUGGUCCCAGUUCCCAGUACCCCUUAGUAUAAGUUAGUGGGGAAAGAAACCAAAGUUGAGUAAGAAAAAAAUUCGUAAUACGACCCAUUAAGCUUGGUAUUUGGAUGAAUUUGUGUAAAUAUACUUAUGUACCGAAGAUGAGAGUCUUGUCCCGUGGUCUAAAUUCCUAUACAUAAGCUCGCGACUUUGGGGUUAUGUUGAUUGCAAGCAGAAAGAUCUUUAUGAAUAAAAGUACUUUGUAAAAUGAGUGGGAAAGGAAGUCACAUUUCAAGGGCAGACAGCUCAACGGAAAAAAAAUAUCGCAAGAGAAAGGCGACCUCCUUAGAAUCAAAUUCUCUGUCUAGUAGAAGCAAAGAUUCAGUGUCACCCAAGCGUAGGAAUCAUUCGGGUGAUAAAAGAGCUGGAAGAAGUAGCCUAAAUACUAGUUAUGACAGAAGGCGAACUUUUCAAAAUGAAGAUAACAAUUACCGUGGAAAUGACAACAGACAGAUGCAGCAAAGGAAUCAGAAUAACAGAUUUCAACAAAACAGGAACUUUAAUAAUCAGAGGAUGAAUAAUAAUAGGUUUGACAAUAGGAAUGACAGAAAUAAUCCUCAGUACAGAGACAAUCAGUAUAAUCAAAGAGGAUUUGUUGACAGAAAUAGAAUGUCUAACAACAAUAACAGAAAUUGGAAUCAAAACAAUGAAAACAGAAGAUUUCAAAACCAAAAAUCUCAAGGAAAUUGGAACAGUAGAAAUAACCAAGGAAAUUACAAUAGACAACCUCAGGAGAGAUCUGCUAACACUGGAAAUAGAUAUAACACUGGCGAAAGGUAUUGGAAGCAGAGUACUUCGAGCGAAAGCUACACUCAAAAUCGUAGUCAAACAAGAAGUUCAGAUUCCGGAAGAUCAAGAGAAGUAAAACAUUCGAAAGAAGACAGAUACUAUGACGAAAAAACCAGGCGUGACAGAUCGUCUACGGAAUCAUCGCCAGAGCCGGCACCUAAGCAGGCACCAAAGUUGGCAGUAAAGCUGGUAUCAAAGCCGGUACCAAAGCCAGCGCCAAAGCUGGUACCAAAGUUGGUGCCAAAACCGGUGCUAAAGCCAGUCAAACAAGAAAGAAUUGAACUACCUGGAAGUAAAGUUGAAAAAUCUGUUACUGUAAAGAAAAAGUCAAAGAAGAGAUCCCAAUCAUCAUCAUCAUCCUCCUCAUCUUCUUCGUCUUCAAGCUCAACUAGUGAUAGUAGUGAUUCCAAUGAUUCUAGCGAUGAAUCCAGCACAAGUACAAGCUCUGAAGAAGAAAAGAAAAAGAAAAGAAAGAAGAAAUUGGCUAAGAAAUUAAAGAAGAAAGAAAAGAAAAAAAGGAAGAAAAAGAAAAAGAAGCUAAAAAAGAAGCUUGGAAAAAAACUUAAAAAUUCUACUGUUCCAGAAGAAAAAAAAAUUUCUAUUAAAAUUGAAGCAGAUGAGGAUAGAUUGCUCAAAGAUAUCAAGUUGGAAAAGUCAAUGAGGGCAAAAGCAAUGGCUCCUAUAUCUAAAAAGGAGUGGGAAAAACGUCAAACUAUUAUUAGAAAAAUUUACGACGAAGCUUCUGGUCGCCAUAGAUUAAUAAGAGGUGACGGUGAGAUUAUCGAAGAAAUUGUGAGUCGAGAACGCCAUCAACAAAUCAAUAAUCAAGCAACAAGAAGUGAUGGGGAGUAUUUUCAGUCACAGUUAAGAAGAAAGUGAAUCUGUCAGUCUAUUAUACAUUUAAGAAUCAGUUUCUAUCACUAUUUACUCAAUUUUUAGGAUUUUAUUGUCAUUUAUUGGUACAAUUUGAAUCUUUGAUGAUUGGAAUAGAGUGAAAAAGCAAUAUUAUUGUACAGGCAUGAAUUUAUUUCAAAAACAUACCAUACUUUAUAAAAAUUUUAAUAAACGUUUAUUUUUUAUUGUCUAAAAACUAUCCUUUUUGUACACUUUAUUAACAGCUACGUUUAUCAUGCAAAACAUUAUUGUAAACAAAAGUAAAAUUUGCAAAAUUUAAAUAAGAAAAAUUAUAAAUCUGAUAACAAAAAUAAACUUAAUGAUUAGCAUGUAAGUGUAUAACGACGGCAAUAAGAACUCUUUACAAAUUUCUUGUUUUAUGUUAACUAUGUACAAAUAUUAUACACGACUUGUCUUUUGAGGUUUAAAAUUAAAGUAGAUGACAAAAAAAUUUACAACCUAUUUGCUGAAGUAGUAAGUACUUUCUUCAUAUUAGUUAAUCUAAUUGCAUAUCGAUUUAAAUAUUAUAGAUUUUUCUUAUU
Copidosoma floridanum is the source of this 2284-nucleotide messenger RNA. RefSeq lists its product as uncharacterized. The record is from RefSeq and is a predicted model, not a curated record. NCBI's taxonomy places the organism in Eukaryota, Metazoa, Arthropoda, Insecta, Hymenoptera, Encyrtidae.